AACCUGUCGCGCUAAAGUUGCAACAUCCAGUGGAAACACAACCAAUUUAUACCAGCACUUGAAAAAUCACCACAGGCAUUUGCAUGAUGAGUGCAUGAUGAAAAAAUCCGGUGAAAAGUCUAGCGAAAAUGAUACUCAGGCCCAUAGUAGCAAACAGACUACAAUUACAGCGUCUUUUGCCAGCGUAACUCCGUAUGAUAAGAGCAGCCGAAGACACCGGGAGAUAACGACUGCCAUAACACACUACAUUGCCAAGGACAUGGUGUCUGUUAACACGGUCACCAAAGACGGAUAUAAAAACCUCCUCCGCACGCUGGACAGAAGAUAUGUGAUUCCCUCCCGCACCUACUUCAACCAGGUCGCCAUCCCACAGCGGUACGCGGAGUGUGAAGAAAAAGUGGUAACAGAGCUGAAAAAUGUGGAGUAUUAUGCCACAACUACUGAUAUGUGGUCAAGCAGAACGACCGAGCCCUAUCUUAGUUUGACUGUGCAUUUCGUAAAUGACAACUUUGAGUUGAAAAGUCGCUGCCUGCAGACAGCAUACUUUCCCACUGACCACACCGGAGAGAAUAUUGCCCUGGGAUUGAGAGAGAGUCUGUCAAGCUGGGGUCUGAAAGAAGAGGACCAGACGUGCAUCACAACCGACAAUGCAGCAAACGUCAUCAAAGCUAUGGAACUUAAUCAAUGGACCAGACUUCAAUGUUUUGGACACAGGCUGCAUCUUGCAGUUGAAAAUGCUGUUAAAGAUGAUGCAAGAGUUAAACGGGCAGCAGGACUUUGCAAACAGAUGAUUGGUGUCUUCUCUCAUAGCUGGAAAAAGAAGACAGCACUGAAAAAGGCACAGCAAGAAUUAAAUUUACCAGAGCACUCACUGAUAACAGAGUGUCCGACAAGAUGGGGCGCAAGGCAAAAAAAUGAUUGGGAGGGUGUUGGAGCAGAGCAAGGCGUUGUCUCAGGUUCUGUCUGAAGACAAGAAGACACGUCACCUGGUCCCCACUUGGCAGGACACAGAUGUCCUUGAAUCGAUAAACAAUGCCCUUGGUCCUCUUCAGGAGUUUACAGAUGCCCUGUCCGGUGAAGCCUAUGUAAGCGUGUCAUACCUGAAGCCAGUUCUCCAUCUCCGGAGAACAUCAACCCUGACCGAAAGUGAUGAGGACACAGAUCUUACCAAGGAAAUCAAAUCAAGAGCUCUUGGCUACCUUGAAGAUAAAUACAGAGACCCAGCCACACAGGAGCUACUGGACAUUACUUCUUUCCUUAAUCCUAGAUUCAAGACUGACUACAUAAGUGCAGAGAAUGUCCCAGACAUCAAAGAAAGAGUGAAGAUUGAAAUGGAAGAGG
Messenger RNA from Labrus mixtus (cuckoo wrasse), 1341 nucleotides. Its product is annotated as zinc finger BED domain-containing protein 4-like. The record is from RefSeq and is a predicted model, not a curated record. Bases 95 to 967 code for a protein of 290 amino acids. NCBI's taxonomy places the organism in Eukaryota, Metazoa, Chordata, Actinopteri, Labriformes, Labridae. The transcript is spliced from 2 exons.